Molecule: messenger RNA, 2786 nt
Organism: Chelonus insularis
Lineage: Eukaryota; Metazoa; Arthropoda; Insecta; Hymenoptera; Braconidae
Gene: mio
Product: GATOR complex protein mio
Exons: 4
Coding region: 76-2688 (870 amino acids)
Biological process (GO): positive regulation of TORC1 signaling; cellular response to amino acid starvation
Cellular component (GO): cytoplasm
Molecular function (GO): protein binding
Source: RefSeq, a predicted model, not a curated record
UUGAGGUAUGGAUCAAGCAUUCAUGCGUUUGGGUGUACAUACUUUUGGACUUCUAGAAUUAUAUUUUUAACAAGAAUGAAUAGUUCAAAGUUAGAAGAAGUUUUAUGGUCACCGGUUCAUUAUAAUAAAUUUAUUGCUUGGGGAACUGAAAUACACCUUUACGAAGUUAAUGAAUUUAAAGACAGUAAUAAACAUUCAGGUAUUAAAAUAUCAGAUACAACAGGAGCUCAUUUACUGGCAACAAAUUCAAAUCAUCAUUAUGUCAAAUGUGUUGAUAUUUAUCCACAAUCAGAACCGGAUAUUUUAUUAGCUGUAGGUCUAGCAAAUGGAAAAGUUGUUCUUACAACAUUUGGUCCGACUGCAUAUGAUUCUCUGAAUUUAACAGGAAAAGAACUUGCACCCAAACAUCCACGACAAUGCAAUGCACUUGCUUGGAAUCCUGUAGAUCCAAAUUUAAUUGUUGUUGGUCUCGAGAAAUAUCGAACAGAUCAUUCUAUUCUUCUUUGGGAUGUUUUAAAGACUUCAUCAAUAACAGAUAGGACUCAUCACCAUGUUGUAAAUCAGACUGAUUCUUUGAGACCUUUAUCUGAAGCUGGAGUAUCUGAAACAACUUAUUCAAUAGCUUGGUUUAAUAAUGAAACACGAUGUUUAGUAGCAGGUGUUAACAAUAAACAAUUAAAAAUCAUAGACUUUAGAGAUUCAGCAAAAGUUGUAAAUACUACAGCGACAAAAGCUGUUUACAGUGUGGCUGUAAAUCCGCAUAAUGUUUGUCACUUAGUAUCACAUGUUGACAACCAAAUAACUAUAUGGGAUACAAGAUACUUUGAAAAGCCAAUGCUUACUUUACCUCAAAGUCGUCCAGUUACCAAAGUAUUGUGGUGUCCAACAAGACAUAAUCUCUUAGGUUCAUUACAAAAAGACUUAGCAGUUUUAUAUCUUCAUGAUAUUCAACACUGUGGAUCAGGAAGUGGUGAAGAUACAGAACCUGGAGCUUUAGAAAGAAUGGUAACACCUUGGUCAAGUCCUGAAACCAGUCGAUCAAGUUUAACAAGUUUUUCAUGGCAUCCAACACAUGUUAAUCGAUUACUUACAAUAUCUCCCCAAGGUUGUUUAACUGAUUAUACGGUUUAUGAAAGAAUCACUAUCAAUUGGUCUACAAAAUCUCAUUUAGUUUGGAAUCAUGCAUCGAAAGCAUUUAAAUAUGUCUCGGAUAGUGAUAAUAUUUAUAAAACUUUUGAUGAUAUUGCUGUUCUUACAAAAAAGAGAGCUGCACUGCAGUACGGACUUCUUUCUGAUUUAUCUCAAAAUGGAGAAGUAGCAGAAGAUGAGACUUUAAAAAAUUUAUGGCAAUGGUUAUGCUUAAGUAGAUCACUAGUUGAAGAUGGAAUAAUACCUUCAAUACACAAUUAUCAUCCAGGAGUAAGAACUGUUCUGAGAUUAGAUGGACAGAAUGGUGGAAAUGGACUCUUCAUGAAAUCAGAGUUGAUUCACAAACCUUGGAGUGAUAUUGGCUCAAAUCAUACAGCCAAAAUUUACCGAUCAACUGAUCGAGAUAAAGCUCUUCAAUUGUGCGGUUGGAGAUUCGACAAAGAAUCUAAUGCUUUGUACAAUAAUUUAUUCCUUGAAAGACUAGAAAGAGAAGGUCAGUAUGCUCGAGCAACUGCAAUUUCUGUAUUUAAUCUUUGUUUACGACAGGCAAUUGAAAUAUUAAAUAGAGGAGCAAGCAGGAUGGCUAUGGCAACUAAUUUAAAUAUUGUAGCAAUGGCUUUGUCAGGAUUUUCUGAAGAUAGAAAUAGUAUGUGGCGUGAAUUAUGUCUUAAAUCUAGAUCUCAAUUAUCUGAUCCUUAUCUCAGAGCAACAUUUGCCUUUUUGACUGCUGAUAACGAUUCGUACGAAAAUGUACUUAAUGAAAGUGGUGUAGCUGUAGAAGAUAGAGUAGCUUUUGCUCUAAUGUUUCUGUCUGAUAGUAAGUUAUGUGAGUACUUGAAAAAAUUAACUCAAAAGUUGAGUGAAGAAGGUAAUCUUGCUGGAUUUUUACUCACUGGAGCUACUACUGAUGGAAUCCAAUUAUUAAAUCGAUAUUUAGAAAUAACUGGAGAUGUUCAAAGUUGUAGCCUUAUUGCUAUUAAAGCUCUACCUCCAAAACUUCAACAGGAUAAUCAAGUACAAGUAUGGAUUGAUAGUUAUAGAGGAUUAUUAGAUGCCUGGAAAAUGUGGAAUCAAAGAGCUCAUUUUGAUAUUGCAAUGAGAUCAUCAACAAGUGAAAAACCGGCACAACAAGUUUACAUCUCUUGUAAUUUUUGCGGAAAAAGUAUUUCAGCAUAUAUGCAAAGUCUUAGCAGAACUCGUGGUCCAUUUGGAAGAUUAGGAAAUACUUCAAAUCAAUUAAAAAUAUCAUCUUGUCCUUAUUGCCGUAAACCAUUACCUCGUUGUGCUAUAUGUCUAAUGCAUAUGGGAACUGCAAGUGGUUUGAAAGCUUUAAAUGGUACAUCUAAUCGUACUGAUGAUGACAAUAAACUUACAGAAUUUGGCAAUUGGUUUACUUGGUGUCAAACAUGCAGGCAUGGUGGCCAUACUGAUCAUAUAACUCAUUGGUUCCGACAACAUACUGAAUGUCCAGUUACAUCAUGUAACUGUCGAUGCUUUUCUCUUGAUGCAUCUUAUUCAAUUGGUAUUAAUGCAAUGUAAAGAGUUUAUGAAAAGUGUAUUAUAAACUGUAAAUAGCUGAAUUUUUAUUAUUUUUAUGUAAUUAUUGUUUUGAUAAAUAUAGACUGCAUUUUUUUUUU